AUGGAUAUGUACUAUAAUGAGGAUGAAGCAAAGGCAUUCCUGAAGAAUUAUGAACAAACUGCCCAGGUUUUGUGGAACAAGUUCAUAGAGGCCGCCUGGAACUAUGUCACCAACAUCACAAAGACAAAUCAGGAAGAGAUGCUGCACAAGGACAUGGAGAGGUCCAAGCACACCCUAUACUUUGGCACCCGAGCCCGCCUGUUUAAUUUCACCACGUUCCAGGACCUUGCCACAAAGCGCAUGCUCAGAAAGGUGCAGGACAUGGGCAAGGCGGCCCUGCCCGACGAAGAGCUCCGGGAGUACAACAAGCUCCUGGCCUACAUGGAGACCACAUACAGUAUGGCUGAGGUGUGUCUGGAUGAGGGACCCUGCCUUUACCUGGAACCUGACCUUGAAGAAGUGAUGGCCACCUCCCGGGACCAGAAAGAGCUGCUUUGGGCGUGGCAGGGUUGGAGGGAUGCUGUGGGCCGCCCACUCCGCAACAUCUUCGAGCGUUAUGUGCAACUCAGCAACAAGGCAGCGAUACUCAAUGGUUACACAGACAUGGGGGCCUUGUGGCGCACAAAGUACGACUCUGAGAAUGAGGCCAGCAGCCUGGAACACGACCUGGAGCGGCUCUUCAAGGAGCUUCAGCCACUCUACCUGAACCUGCACGCCUACGUGCGCCGCGCCCUACACCGCCACUACGGGCCGGAGAACAUCAACCUGAGGGGGCCCAUCCCUGCCCACCUCCUAGGGGACAUGUGGGCUCAGUCGUGGGUCAACAUCUUAGACCUGGUCUUGCCCUUCCCGGGGAAACCCCUGGAGGACAUUACGAAGACCAUGAAAGCCCAGAACUGGAAGCCUCAUAAAAUGUUUGAAGAGGCUGACAAAUUCUUCACCUCCCUGGGCUUACUGCCCACCCCUCCUGAGUUCUGGGCCAAGUCGAUGCUGGAGAAGCCAGUUGACGGACGAGAGGUGGUAUGCCACGCCUCUGCCUGGGACUUCUACAACAGCCGUGACUUCAGGAUAAAGAAGUGCACCGAGGUGACCAUAGAAGACCUGCUCUCCAUCUUCCACCAGAUGGGCCAUAUCCAGUACUUCAUGCAGUACAGAAACCUCUCUGUGAUCUUCCGCGCAGGCGCCAACCCAGCCUUUGACGAGGCCGUGGGGUCGGCGAUCACCCUCUCAGCCUCCUCCCACGAGCACCUGCUCAACAUAGGCCUACUUAGCUUCCAGUUCCAGGACUCAGAGGAUGAGGUCAAUUUCCUAAUGGGCAUCGCCCUGGAGAAGAUCGCCUUCAUCCCUUUUGGCUACCUGGUGGACCUGUACCGCUGGAAGAUCUUUGACGGCACCAUCCAAAAGGGUGUCUACAACCAGGAGUGGUGGAGACUCAGGUUACAGUACCAGGGCCUGUGUCCUCCCAUUCCUCGGUCAGAAGAGGACUUUGAUCCAGGGGCCAAGUACCACAUUUCUGCCAGCAUCCCCUACAUAAGGUACUUCCUCAGCUUGGUACUCCAGUUCCAGUUCCAUGAAGCCCUCUGCAAGGCCUCGGGCCACAUAGGUCCACUGCACCGAUGUAACAUCUACAGCUCUAAGAUGGCCGGAAAGCUCCUAGAGGAUGCUCUAAAGUUGGGCUCAAGCAAGCCCUGGCCAGAGGUCCUCAAGACGCUGACCGGAGAGUCCCAGAUGUCAACAAAGGCCCUCGUGACCUACUUCCAGCCCUUGAUGAACUGGCUGGUUGCUGAGAAUGUGCGGCAGGGGGAGACCCUGGGUUGGCCAGAAUUCAACUGUUACUUUAAAGAGAAGGACACGGUGCCAUUUUUGGGUCUGGAGCUGGACAGUGACCAGGCCAAGAUGGGUCAAUGGGUGCUGCUGGUGCUGAGCCUUGUCAUGGUCCUCAUGGUCCUGUUGCUGAGCCAAAGGCUAUAUACCCUAUAUAAAAAAUCAACAGCUGAGGACACUGAGGCCUACUUCCUGGGCAUGGCCAUGGAGCCCCACCAGGCUGCCCAGGGUCAGUGUAUACUGUUAGGCCUCUGUAUCCUCCUAUUGGUGUGCUCAAUCAGCCUGGCCAUCAAGAUUUUCAUACAGCACAACGAGAAGCCUCCAUGGAUGACAUCUGAGUGGUGGGGCCUGAACUAG
Messenger RNA from Chrysochloris asiatica (Cape golden mole), 2121 nucleotides. Its product is annotated as angiotensin-converting enzyme-like. Gene Ontology annotation, molecular function: metallopeptidase activity; peptidyl-dipeptidase activity. Gene Ontology annotation, cellular component: plasma membrane. The transcript has 14 exons. Bases 1 to 2121 code for a protein of 706 amino acids. Gene Ontology annotation, biological process: proteolysis. NCBI's taxonomy places the organism in Eukaryota, Metazoa, Chordata, Mammalia, Afrosoricida, Chrysochloridae. The record is from RefSeq and is a predicted model, not a curated record.